CUCAGUGUUCAAGGUUCAGGAAGAUAACGAGAGGUGAGUGGCUGACGCAUAGCUCGUGUUAUGUUACCAGAGACUCAUAUCAGAUUACCGUUGACAGCAGGUUGGCUGAAACUGUAGUUGUAUUCAGAUCGCUGGGGCUCAAACAACCAGGAACUGGGACUCACAAAGGAUUUUUAAAGAAGCUAAAGAAGCUAACAGAGUGCUUCCUGUUGUUUAAAGAAGAGCGUUACCAUGGGUAAGGAGACACAACAUGGUCUAUUGCUUUUGCUGUGUUUGUCAGGACUUGCUCGUUGUUCAGCAGCAUUGGUAUUUUGGACAGCUGUAGUGGAAAUAAGCUAUGUUAACAGCAACAAUAAGACUGAGGACCGGUAUUGUGAGUGUGGGGUGUAUGGCCGUAGCUCUCCCGUGACGAAAGCCUCAGGCAUAGUUGCACUUCCCAAGGGAGAUCCCAGAGGCUGUGGUCCAGAUCCUGUCUACACUCGCAAUUCCAGCGUUCCACCCUGGAUAGCCCUGAUUAAAAGGGGCAACUGUACCUUCAGUGACAAGAUCAAUGCUGCCAAACGUCAAGGAGCAUCAGGUGUGGUUGUGUAUAAUGUGGAUGGCAGUGGCAACAGCACCACUCACAUGACGCACUCGGAUGCAGCUGGUAUUGUGGCCAUCAUGAUUGGCAACGUUCAGGGCAUGGAGGUUGUCAACUUGGUGAAAAAUGGAACAGAAGUGCAGAUGCUUAUUGAUGUAGGCAGCCCUCACGGACCCUGGAUGGACACCUACUGGCUUUACUUCCUGUCCAUCGCCUUCUUCAUUGUGACAGCAGCCUCGAUUUCCUACUUUGUGUUUGUCUCUGCAAACCGUCUCUACAACAUGCGCAUGCACAGGCGCGAUGAGAGAAGGCUGAAAUCGGAGGCCAAGAAGGCGAUUGGACGUCUACAAGUGCGCAAACUGAAGACAGGGGAUGAUGAAACUGAUUCCGACUCCCAUAUGUGUGCUGUGUGCAUUGAUCCCUACAAGGCAGGCGAAGUGGUGACAGUGCUGAUAUGUGACCACAUCUUCCACAAAACCUGCAUUGAGCCCUGGUUGCUGGAGAAAAGGACCUGCCCUAUGUGUAAGUGUGACAUCCUGAAGGCCUUGGGAGUUGAGGAAGAGUCAAAAGAUAUUUCUGUUGAGUCAACACCAGAGGUCACUGUAAUCACAAUAACAGGAGGCGAUCCCUUAUAUGAGGUCCCACUGAAUGACCCAGCGGACCCUGACCUACUGAGACAUCAGAACAGCUAUGACAACAGGGCCUUUGAGGGAGAUUCACGGGCCACGAGAGAGUGAACAGCAACAGCAACGGAAACAAAACAGCAACAAACUAGGACACAGUCACAUUACCUGUUUGAAAUCAACUUUUUCUGGGACACAUCGAUUGAACCAGCACAAUGGAAUCAAAUUAAAAUGUCCUAACAGGAAACACAGAUAUAUAGAUGUUAAUGGACUUUUAACAUUACAUUUUAUUUGUGUCCAUCUUUGGUGCAUGUGUGUAGUCAUCAGGUGUGUUCAUAAAGUUAACCAUAGGUCAUUCAAUUAGAUUAUAAAAUGAGUAGCUGUGGACUGAUGCCAGUGUCAAAUAUCUGUUUUGCAUACUGAACACAAACACAACACUGGCUGGGGAGGAAGUGCAGCAGAACAUUUGAAUAUCUGUUUGAAAUCGUGGCCAAAUUUCCUCAAAUAGUCACAGUCCCUGAAAAUUAAUAAUUAAUUAAUUUUAAAAACCAGAGCAGAGUGUAUUAUAUACUCAUUCCCAUAAUUAGCAACAAUUUGACUUUUUGAUUUGAUGUCUACUCUUUUUAAAUUGGAAUAUAUUUUUUGUUUCCUUUUCAUAGUCAGGUUGUCAGGCUGUGUUUAUAGCCAACCUUAUGAACACACCCUCAACAGGAAAAACAGCAUGACGCACAUUUCACUGUGAUGAGUGAAUAAUAUCACCUGAGGGGCUGAGACUCUUUAGAAACAUGAUUUAUAGAAACAUUUUACCGCAAAUGAAGUGAGAGUAGUUAGUUCCAUCCUGAUGUGUUGCUUCUAUUGAAAAAUAGAGAAGUCCCACAGUAAUGCAGCAAUGUAAUAAUGUCAAUGAAACCAUAGAUCAUAUAACUGUAAAAAGAGAUAUAAUAUUUGCUGGAUAGGGGGAAAUUAUCUUUAUGUGUACUGUUUUUUGAAAUUAUAUAUACCUUAUAAUGAGAUUGAACAUGAAAGUUAUGCAUAAAAUAUGUAUAUUCCUUUCUUUCUCUGAACAGAUGAUUUCCAUGUGUAUGCACAAAUUCUUAUGCUUUAGCAAGUCUUCCAGGUUUUUCCUUUGAAUUAUUUGGAUUGGAGUUUAUUCUAUCCCUGUGGUCUACCUCUGAACUCUCACAUGGGUACAUUUUAGAAUAUAUUUAACAAUUCUUCCAAUUCCUUAGAUAAGGUUUGUCCCUUGGUAAAUGAUAACGCUAAAGAAUUGUUUCAUUUCCUUGUUUGCUGGUGGGGAUAAACUGAUAAUGGUACUUAAUAUAUUUUUCUAUAUUAAAUCAUUUUCACUGCAAUGUUACAGAUUCCAGGAGUCUUAAAAAUGAAUUCUGUAAAAAUGAAUAUACUUGCUGUAUUAAAUCACAUUGAUGCUUAUUAGAACGCAAUAAAUCCCUCAAAAUGAGGCCAAAUUUA
Scomber japonicus (chub mackerel) is the source of this 2673-nucleotide messenger RNA. RefSeq names its product E3 ubiquitin-protein ligase RNF128-like. NCBI's taxonomy places the organism in Eukaryota, Metazoa, Chordata, Actinopteri, Scombriformes, Scombridae. The record is from RefSeq and is a predicted model, not a curated record. The transcript has a single exon. Bases 232 to 1317 code for a protein of 361 amino acids.